AUGGCUGCUGACAAGAUUGCGACAUCCGGAACCUCCACUCCUGCGGCUCCCGCCAGCAUUUCAGAGAAGGAGAAACAUGCCCCCGGCGCAUCCUGGAAAGCAAAUGAAGAACACGUUCUGCCCAAAAACAGGAUGGGCAUCGUCUUCGCCGGCCUUAUGUGCUGUAUUUUCCUCGCCGCCCUCGAUUCGACAAUCGUUGCCACCGCCCUUCCAACCAUCGUAAAGGACCUCGGUGGUGGAAGCGAGUACAGUUGGGUCGGCACCGCCUACCUGCUCGCAACCGCUGCGCUUUGUCCCUUGUACGGAAAGCUUUCGGACAUCGUAGGUCGCAAGCCCGUCUUGUUCACUUGCAUCGGCAUUUUCCUCCUCGGGUCUGCUCUAUGCGGCGCUGCUCAAAACAUGACUUGGCUCGUCAUCUGUCGCGCUGUUCAAGGCAUCGGAGGCGGUGGUAUCAUCCAGAUCAUCCAGGUCACCAUCUCAGACAUCACCACCCUUCAAGAUCGUGGACGGUAUGCGGGCUUGUUGGGCGCGGCUUGGGGUCUUGCGAGCGUCAUCGGCCCUUUGCUCGGCGGUGCUCUGACGGAUCAUGCGUCGUGGAGGUGGUGCUUCUUCAUCAACCUGCCCACGGGCGCCGUCGGUGGCCUCAUCUUGUUCUUCUUCCUUAACCUCAACCCACACCAAGGAAAGAGCUGGAGGGAGCACGCUGCCGAGUUCGAUUUCAUCGGUCUCCUACUUCUCAUCAGUGGAGUCGUCCUCGUCCUUCUGGGCUUCAGCUUCAGCCAGACGGCUUGGAACACACCGGAGACGAUUGCAUGCUUGGUCAUCGGAGUAGUACUUUUGGUCCUCGCUGGCAUCAACGAGACCUAUACCACGCGCUCUCCGAUUCUUCCGCCUCGCCUGUUCAAGACUCGCACUACUGCUAUUCUGCUCAUCACAGUCUUCCUUCACGCCGUCACGUUCUUCGUUGCUGCGUAUUACCUCCCGGUGUACUUCCAGGUCAUGGGUUCCUCAGCUACAAUGGCGGGUGUAUGGACGCUGCCGUUCUCGCUGGCCGCCUCGUUCUCUUCGAUCAUCACGGGUCAAAUCAUUUCGCGCACCGGUUACUGGGUUCCCAUCGAGUGGAUUUCAAUGGCCAUCGCCACCCUCGGUUUCGGUCUCAUGACCAUGCUCGAUGAUAACUCGAACGCGUACGUGCACUGUUGUUGUAUCCUUUGUGGCGUCUUUGGCAUCGGAGGCGCGCUUCAAACGCCUCUCAUCGGUCUUCUGGCCGCAAUGCCCAUCAAGGACACCGCUACCACCACUGGUUCCGUCAUUCUGACUCGCAGUCUGGGUGGUACUGUCGGCACUACAAUCGGACUCGUCAUCAUCUCUUCGGAUUUCCGUCGUCGUGUGGCUGAGGUCCCUGGGCUCAACAUUGACACUUCCGCGAGCGCCAUCACUCAGCUUGUGACUGUCAUUCCGAAGAUCCAGGAUGCGGCGCAGCGCACACUGCUCACGCAUCUCUACACGGAGUCCAUGGCCACGAUUUGGAUUGCGGCAGCGCCGAUUCUCGGCGCCUGCACGCUCAUGGUGCUCUUCCUCCGCAACUACUCGCUGCAGCGCAAGGUCAUCCGCGCUGAAGACAAGGCGGCUGAGAUGGAGGCAGAGGCGGCCGCGAAAGGCGCUGGCGCUCUGUCCGUGGGUGACGUCGAGGCGCAGACACAGACGUUGCCCACGGUGUCCACGUCGAGUGACCUCGACGAGGAGCGGACGGUGCACGAGAUCCCGGCCACAACAGUGAUCGUGGACGCCGAGAAGAAGUGA
Messenger RNA from Epithele typhae, 1803 nucleotides. Its product is annotated as MFS amino acid permease. Gene Ontology annotation, biological process: transmembrane transport. The transcript is spliced from 10 exons. Gene Ontology annotation, molecular function: transmembrane transporter activity. Bases 1 to 1803 code for a protein of 600 amino acids. NCBI's taxonomy places the organism in Eukaryota, Fungi, Basidiomycota, Agaricomycetes, Polyporales, Epitheliaceae. The record is from RefSeq and is a predicted model, not a curated record.